UAGUAAAUUUGAUCUCAUUGGUGCAGCGAUUGCGGGCCAGAGGGCAACUACUCGACGAUUCGGAACCUAUAUUUCGCCUCUAACAAAAGCAAAUGCUUUUAAAACGUUUUUACAAUAAAGCAGAGAAGCAAGUAUAUAUCAGCAGCGGGUACGCCUUUUGUCAGGGGUGAUCUGCUGAGUCGGAUUGCAAUCUAAUGGUGCGUUGCUGGCUUGUGUGCGUGUGUGGAAUCUGCUUAUUUCCUGGUUGAGUCGCCGGGCGAGGCGCAGGGGUUUAAAAGAUGGAAGGAAACAGAGACGAAGCGGAGAAAUGCUUGAGGAUAGCCCGUAAAGCGCUGCAGGAUGGUGACCAGGUCAAAGCGCUGAAGUUCCUAAACAAGGCGGAGAAGCUAUACCCAUCUGCCGAGGCAAAAGCACUAAUAGAUGCUAUCACUAAGAAUGGAAGUGCUGCUGGUGGUCCGCGACAGCGACCUGAAUCGGGCAAGCCUAACCAGGCAAAGUCUACGGGCCCAGCUGAAAAUGGGGCCAUGCCAGAGAAGGAGGAGAAAAUGGAGACAGCAAAGGCCUACACGAGUGAGCAAUUGGAAGGAGUUCAGAGGAUAAAGAAAUGUAAAGAUUACUAUGAAAUCCUCGGGGUCAGCAAGGAUGCACCUGACGAGGAUCUGAAGAAAGCUUACAGGAAACUGGCGCUGAAGUUUCAUCCUGAUAAAAACCAUGCACCUGGAGCGACCGAGGCGUUUAAAGCAAUUGGAAAUGCCUAUGCUGUGCUCAGUAACCCAGUGAAACGAAAGGAUUAUGAUCAGUAUGGUGAAGGCCAGUCCCCUGGGAAUUAUCAGCAUGGAGGCUUUGAAUUUCAUCGAAAUUAUGAAGCUGAUAUUACUCCAGAAGAUUUAUUUAACAUGUUCUUUGGUGGAGGAUUUCCUGCAGGUAGUGCACAGACGUACUCCAAUGGAAGAGCGAGGUUUACAACGCACCAAUCGUAUCACCGAGCUGAUAGAGACAACGAGCGAGCAGACGGAGGAUUUUCGAUGUUUUUACAGCUGUUACCUAUAAUUGUCUUGAUCUUGGUGUCUGUUUUAAGCCAAUUGAUGGUAUCAUCUCCACCAUAUAGUCUCUACUAUCGAGCUGCUGUGGGGCAUACUGUCAAGAGGCAAACCAGCAACCUUAAAGUAGUUUAUUUUGUCAACAAAGACUUUGAAAAAGAAUAUACAGGUGUGAUGAUACAAAAAGUGGAAAAAAGUGUUGAAGAAGAUUAUAUAACCAACCUUCGAAAUAACUGCUGGAAGGAACGGCAGGAGAGAAGUGACUAUCUUUAUGCGGCCAAGGUGUACCGAGAUGAUCGCCUUCGAAAGAGAGCGGAGCUGAUGAAGAUGGAAAGUUGUGAGAAGCUAGCAAAACUAAAUGAUUUGUAUCGAGGAGGCUGAGCUGGGCUACAGGGUCUUGCCUUUUAAUUUAAAUGUUUAUUGUACAGGGAGACAUUUCAAUUUAUCAUUAUUUUAAAAAGAAUAAAUCUAAGUCUUGUAACCUUGAAAGCCCUGCCCUUUGGACUGAUUACAUGAGUGUCUGAUUAUAGCCAAAGCAAUUUGUGAUGGCUGUGUGUGCAUGUGACCCCCCCCUUCACUUUAUUGUAUACAAUACAGUGUAUUCUAGAUUAGCUUUUUAAAAAAGCACAUGACUAUAGUCGAUAGAACUAAUGUCAGCUAAUAUCAUGGGUUUUAUGAGCAUUGGGUCUCCAUUUUUAAUUCAGCCGAGUGCUUGUGUUGAAGUUCACACAAGUUGGACCCCAUAUACCAACUGAGCUAAUGAACCCAAUCCAUAACUGUCUUUGUGUAGUUGAAAAGACUUUCCUGACUCUCGGUUUAGAUUUUGUACUUUUGAAAUAUUUAGUGACUCUUGACAAAGUAAUCUAAUUCUGGUACAUUCUUGAUGGAUUUUAAUGCAUUCCUUGGUUAUAAUGUCCUGCAAUUGUAGAUAAAUCCCUUUUUGAGACAUGGAGAUUUGUUUUGACGAGAUGAAUUCAUUGACCAAUUUUGUCACUUGCUAGUUUCAGUAAGCAAUGAGGUGAUUAUAAUGACAUACUCCUUAUAUUAAGGAUUAUGUAGAUGUUCUUGAGAAUGUCCACUGAUGCAUGUAUAACAGUACAUUAGCCUCUUGAUUUGUGAAUAUUGUACAGUCGUGAUGUAUUCUUGAGAGCUGCCUUUUGUUUCUUUUGAGCUGUGUCUAAAGAUAACAGAUGUAUAUAAAUUCAUGAAGGAAACUCCCUGUGCAAAUUAGAAUUUGUGCACUGUGUUGUGUGUGCGGGAGAUUGAGCAAGGUGAGGGAACGACGUGAUUUCUGAAAUGAAAAAUCUGACUGCCCCCUCUAAUGGAUUGACUUGCAGCUGGUAAAUGUAUCUCUCCUCUGCACUCCCAGUCUCAACAUAACUCAAAUACUUCAAUGGCCUGUCAUCAUGUGUAAAAUUUUACACCUUUUUCAUGCACAGCUAAGGCUUUGCGGGUACUUUUAUCAGACCAUGAAAGUACCCAAAGCUGGUGAUAAGUGGGAACAGGAGGAGAAGGAGCAGCCUGUGAAGUCUGCUUCACUAUUCAAUGAGACUGUGCCUGAUCUUCUACCUCAACUUGCACACACUUGCCAGAGAUAACCUUGGUGCCCUGAAGACGUUAAUCUGAGUGAAGGAAUACCUUCGCACCUUGCGCCUAAGUGGCUGAGCUUUGGAGGCUGUGACAUUCUCUUGAUCAUUUCUGCCCAGAAUAAGCCUUCGAGCAUUUUAAGACCUCUUCCAUAAACGUUUUGGUUUGGUGAGAUCACCUCCCAUUCUUUCAGCCUCUUUGGAAUGUAGGUUUAGUCUUGCUAUUCAUUCCUCAUGAGGGUGGGUGCAUGGGGAAAUCAUUCUAGUUAAUUGUUCCUGUAAUGACAUAGGGACCCCCCCCCCAUUUCAGGCUUCUGUUUGUUAAACGUUCAUCACACUCCCCAUAAAUAGGCCCUUCCUCAGUUAAAAGAUCAGCCGCAUGUAACUACAGGUGUGGUCUUACCUGUGAUUAUAGUAAUAUAUAUUUUAUUAUUGUUCUUCCAAUCGCCUGCAAUAGAAGUCCAACAUCCAUUUGCUUUCCAAAUUACUUGUUACCCUGCAUGUUGAUUUUCCUGAUGUAAGAUCGUGACCGGAAAUGUUGAUCAUUCCACAGAUGCUGCCUGACCCACUGAGAUCUUCCCAACAGUUUUUUUUUGCCCCACAUACCAGUGUUGCAGUCUCUGGUGUUUUUAAUGUAUCGGGAGUCUGGGUCCCUCUGAACACUCUCAGCUCCCAGCUUUGCUGUUUAAAGAAAAAAGAAAGAAAAUCUGGUUUUCUGUUUUAACGGUGAAAGUGGAAAAGUUCUUAUUCCAUUUGCCAUCAACUUGUCCUUUGACAUUGUUGUUAUCUAUUUAGGGCCAAUGUAUCCUUGGAGAAUAAGUUUUGGAUUUGUAUCAUUGGACAAUGUGGAGACUUUAGACAAAAAGCUGGAGAAACUCAGUCAGGUGACAUCUGUGGAGGGAAUUAGAUGGUUGAUGUUUCAAAACCGGAAACAUUGGUUAUCGAUUUUCAUCUCUGUUGAGUUGCUGCAUGACCUGUUGAGUUCCUCCAUCUUUUUGUUUAUGAACGUUGUGCCAUAAUCCAGCAAUCUCUUGUUACCAAGGAGAUAUUACAAUUAGUUGCUUCACCCAACUGAUUCCGUAGACACUUGGGCUAAAGAACUGACCUUUGCUGUACUGUACUCAAAAUCAGACACUUAUUCUUCUCGCUUUCCAAGUAUUAACCAAUUCUGAAUCAUUCCUAAUCAUUAAAAAUUCUAAACAAAAAAGGCCCCACAUCUUGUGUUAGUGAAAUUAGUAGAAACGGCUGAGAUUCUAAUUGCACAUUUGAAUUGCUGAUUGUAAUAUAUAUUUAAUGUACCUUUCUCUUAAUCUGCAUCAAAUAAAAGUUAUUUUAAGUGUGUAA
Mobula hypostoma (lesser devil ray) is the source of this 3970-nucleotide messenger RNA. RefSeq names its product DnaJ heat shock protein family (Hsp40) member B14 (gene dnajb14). Gene Ontology annotation, biological process: cellular response to misfolded protein. Gene Ontology annotation, cellular component: endoplasmic reticulum membrane. The transcript has 8 exons. The record is from RefSeq and is a predicted model, not a curated record. Bases 279 to 1421 code for a protein of 380 amino acids. NCBI's taxonomy places the organism in Eukaryota, Metazoa, Chordata, Chondrichthyes, Myliobatiformes, Myliobatidae. Gene Ontology annotation, molecular function: Hsp70 protein binding.